Messenger RNA from Artibeus jamaicensis (Jamaican fruit-eating bat), 4074 nucleotides. It is a transcript of the gene FICD, whose product is annotated as FIC domain protein adenylyltransferase. Gene Ontology annotation, molecular function: protein binding. The transcript is spliced from 3 exons. Lineage: Eukaryota; Metazoa; Chordata; Mammalia; Chiroptera; Phyllostomidae. Bases 880 to 2256 code for a protein of 458 amino acids. The record is from RefSeq and is a predicted model, not a curated record.
CCCCAAGGAGCCCAUUCCUCGGGGAUAACGCGCAGACCACCUGGACCAAAAGUGACGCACACCGUCUCCGUACCCCCAGUCCCCGUAACCCCACAGUGGGCCAAGCGAACCCCCAUGAGAGCGCAUAGCAAGCCAUUUCUCAUGUUCUGGAUCAACGAGCCAGCGCCCACCCCGCACCCCCACCGUUGGACCUAAAGCCCUGAGCAGUGAGAAACCUAACCUGCCAUCUCUGAUUCUUGGAGGCCUAGCCCCAGGAGCAGGUGCACAGGCCCUGAUUCUGGAUACGAUAGUGGUGACGCCUCGGGCACCCAGAACUCAGGCGCACUAGGGAUUCGUACCCGAUGUUUCUGUUUACUCCCUGUGGGCCUCCUGGAAAUUGACUUGCCUUUUCUGUGUUUUGUUCCCCUCUUCUGUACAGCGGAGCUGGGGUGGCUGUCCUUCUUAGGGUACUGAGGGUUACGCGAGAUAAUGCAUGGCUAGGGCUCAGGACACCACAGUUGCCCAAUAAAUGUUUAUUGUUAGCAUGCUUGACCCCUUCACUUUCACUGCCAGACCCCAGCACAAACUCCCUGUCACAGAGAGCGCAGGGUCACUGGCUCUGGCCCACACCCUGAGUUGUCCUUGAGAUGUCUGACUGCCCAAACUCUAGGCAGUAUCCCUGCUGGGCAGGCCAGAAAAGGAAGGCCAGAGCAGGGACUGGCGACACAGCUAAUAUCAGGGUGAGGGCAGGAAGAGGUGGCCAGUCAUGUGACAAUACAUCAGGCCACCAAACAGUUGCGCUUAUCAAGGAAUGGGCCUCAGAACUGCCUUGGCCAAUCUGGAUCCGGCUCUCUCUCAUACGACUGUGGAUAUGUGCAAGGGGGCCACCCCUGAGUCCAGAUGACACUCAUACCAAUGGCUUCAGUGAUGGCCAUGAGUGAACCAAAAUGGAUCUCCAUCUGGAGCCGCUUCCUGUGGGUGAUGGUGCUGAGCAUGGUGCUGGGGUCCCUGCUGGCCCUGCUGCUGCCCCUGGGGGCCAUGGAGGAGCAGUGUCAGGCCUUGCUCAAAGGCUUCUACCUGCUCAGCGGCAGGUUGGAUGGGGCACAGCACGCUGUCACCAGAUACACCAGACCAUCCACAGAACUCAGCGUCACCUCCAAGGAUGCGGCACUGCUGGUGGUCAAGACUAGGUCCUCUCCAGCCGGUAAGUUGGAAGCCAAAGCAGCUCUGAACCAAGCCCUGGAAAUGAAACGCCAAGGCAAGCGGAAGAAAGCCCACAAGCUCUUCUUGCACGCCCUGAAAAUGGACCCAGACUUUGUGGAUGCUCUCAACGAGUUUGGUAUCUUCUCGGAAGAGGACAAGGACAUUAUCCAGGCGGAUUAUUUGUACACCAGAGCACUGACCAUCUCACCCGACCACAAAAAAGCGCUGAUCAACCGGGACCGGACGCUGCCACUGGUGGAGGAGAUCGACCAGAGGUACUUCAGCAUCAUCGACAACAAAGUGAAGAAGGUCAUGUCCAUCCCCAAGGGCAACUCCGCGCUGCGAAGGGUCAUGGAGGAAACGUACUACCAUCACAUCUAUCACACGGUGGCGAUCGAGGGCAACACCCUCACCCUCUCAGAAAUCAGGCACAUUCUGGAGACCCGCUACGCCGUGCCGGGGAAAAGCCUGGAGGAGCAGAAUGAGGUCAUUGGCAUGCACGCGGCAAUGAAGUAUGUCAACACGACGCUGGUUUCCCGCAUCGGGUCCGUCACCAUCAGCGAUGUCCUGGAGAUCCACAGGCGGGUGCUGGGUUACGUGGAUCCCGUGGAAGCCGGCAGGUUCCGGACAACACAGGUCCUUGUGGGACACCACGUCCCUCCCCACCCUCAGGAGGUGGAAAAGCAGAUGAAAGAGUUCAUACAGUGGCUCAACUCGGAGGACGCCAUGAAUCUGCACCCAGUGGAGUUUGCUGCCUUGGCCCAUUAUAAACUUGUUUAUAUCCACCCUUUCAUCGACGGCAAUGGGAGGACUUCACGGCUGCUGAUGAACCUCAUCCUGAUGCAGGCGGGCUACCCACCCAUCACCAUCCGCAAGGAGCAGAGGUCUGAGUACUACCACGUACUGGAAGUCGCCAACGAAGGCGACGUGAGGCCAUUCAUUCGCUUCAUUGCCAAGUGUACAGAGACCACCCUGGACACCCUGCUCUUUGCCACAACAGAGUACCCAGUGGCACUGCCCGAGGCCAAACCCAACCACUCUGGGUUCAAGGAGACACUACCUGUGAAGCCUUAACCCUCAAAAACCUCCCUUGGUGAUGGGGUUUCCAGGGGGAGGAGAAUCAAAACUUAGCAUUUCUAGAAACCUUGUCGUUUCCCCAAGCAAAAGGACACAGACAAGGAACUUAAACAUUCUUUACCUCCAAUUUUUUGUAAGAAAAAAACUAAGUUAUUAAGACUCGUCUCUAGGGUAACUUAUAAUUCAGCCAAGUUAUUUAUUUUCUUCUUUUGAGCUAGUAGAUGUGGUGGGGUCUGUCCCGUGCUGGUGGCCCAUGCUUCCGGUGGUCCCGGCAGGCGCUGGGGGCACAUGUUCUCUGCAUGUGACCAGAACAGGUUCUGGAGCAGAACGUACACUAAGGUGGCGAGAGGCCAAGACUGGGAGGAGAUCCAGAGACACGGGACUAGCUCCUCCAAGUCUUCUCUGAGACUGGCCGACAGGUCCUGUGGUUUUACCCAGGAGAACCUGGUCCCGGUUUUGAGAAAUGAUUGAAAGCUUGCUUCCUUAGAGCUUUCUGCUGCCCUACAGAGAGGCUGGUGUUGUGACUAAUUCUUACUGGCAGGGCGCACUGAGAGAUAAGAUGACAUGAGCACGGACAACCUUUCUACUUUGGUAUCUUGCUUAUUCCAAGAGCCAGAGUUUGCAAGCUCUAGCAUCAGAGGCUGUUUUUCCAUACUGAUACUAUUUUUCUAAUGAAAAAUAGGGGACUGGCCCGCCUGGUUUUUCCUGUGCUGUCCAUGUUUAUAUCUCCAGCAUCUGCGGCAACUCAGCCCAGACGUCUGAGAGUUCUCGGGGUGUCCCUGAACUGAAGAGCGCAGCAGGUCAGGCAGUGCGCAAGUGGGCAGCUCUGCCCUCACGCCCCUCUCUGAGUGCGACAUCUAGAACUAGGAGUUACAGAGCACCUCUGAGAACACAGAUGCCACGUCACCACCAAGCACACUUUUUUAAAUCUUUACCUAAGGAUAUGUUUAUUGAUUUGAGAGAGGAAGGGAGAGAGGAACAUUGAUCAGUUGCCUCCAGUAUGUACCCUGACUGUGGAAUCAAACCCACAACCCAAACCCACAACCUUCUGGUGUAUGGGAAGAUGCUCCAACCCACUGAGCCACCCAGCCAGGGUUAAAGAAGCAUUUUGGUAAAGAAUUAGAGCAUUGGUUUGUACUGAACCAUGAAAAACCUUUGGCCGUGGCCAGGACAUGUCCCUUUUGGUCAUGCAGUUCGAUCCACUUACUGACCUGACUCCAACCACCCACAGCCACCAUACUGUCCAGCACCCCUCGGGGAAACAGAAUAUUUCACCUUGGAGUGGCCUUAUUUUUCUCCCAACUUACGAAAUGCUGUAUGUACUACGGCCAAGCCACCCUUCUGUGGCAGCAGAAAGAAUCUUUCAAUCACAUACGACACAGGAGCCAACACGACUGCUGCUAUUCAGUGAGUGGCCAGAGGCUCAGCUCCUGCCUCGGGUACACAGGCCGGCGCCCAGCGCUGCCCUGCACCCCACCAGUGUCCAAGGGGCACAGAGGAUGCAGCACCAGCUCUGGUCUGAGGAUCAGUCACUGCUCUUACGUGGCAGGUGUUCUAUUUAAUUGUGUGCAUAUUCAGAAAGGUUUUCUGAAAGAUUAAGGGAAAUGAAUGGAAAGAUAUACGAAAUGGGCCCAAGUGAGUUAUUCAGACCUUUACAGAAAAUAUUUUCAUAUUUGUUUGCUACCGUGAAGGAUUUCUUAAAUCUACAUCUUGGUUUUUAUAAGCACACCAAGGAAGCCUGAUGGAAGUGCUUGCUUUGUACUAUUAAAACUGGCACUUUAGUGAAAUGUGAAGGACAUUACUUUAACAAAUAAC